Molecule: messenger RNA, 1145 nt
Organism: Ictalurus punctatus (channel catfish)
Lineage: Eukaryota; Metazoa; Chordata; Actinopteri; Siluriformes; Ictaluridae
Gene: bloc1s2
Product: biogenesis of lysosomal organelles complex-1, subunit 2
Exons: 5
Coding region: 42-575 (177 amino acids)
Biological process (GO): endosomal transport; lysosome localization
Cellular component (GO): BLOC-1 complex; BORC complex; gamma-tubulin complex
Molecular function (GO): gamma-tubulin binding
Source: RefSeq, a predicted model, not a curated record
GCACGUGACCGAAUAAAUCAUGUGACUGUGCGGAAGUGAAAAUGGCCGCGAUGGGACAGGAGGCAGCUGCUAUGGACAGCAUUUCUCGAGCGCCUCCGUCAGUGCUUCAGCUGAGGAGCGAUACCGAUAGCGGAGCAGAACCCGGACACGAAGAGGCGAGUGAAAAUGUAGCGCCUGCGCCGAGAAGACCCACCAACAACAAUGAUGGUGGAGUGGAAACGGCAGAAGAAGCUACAGAGCCGGCUGAGCCUGACAUCAACGAACUCUGCAAAGAUAUGUUCGAAAAGAUGGCUGUUUUUCUGCAAGGAGAACUCACAGCCACUUGUGAGGACUAUAAACUUCUGGAGAAUAUGAACAAGCUCACCAGCCUGAAGUACAUGGAGAUGAAGGACAUUUCGAUCAACAUCAGCCGUAACUUGCAAGACCUCAAUCAGAAGUAUGCGAGCUUGCAGCCAUACCUAGACCAGAUAAACCAGAUUGAGGAACAGGUCACCGCUCUGGAGCAGGCUGCGUAUAAACUGGACACGUACUCCAAAAAACUGGAGGCCAAGUUUAAGAAACUGGAGAAGCGCUGAGACGUGUGUUUGGAAAGAUGAAGGCCCAGUUAAAGCUUCGGUUCAGAUCAGCCCUUCUUGCUUCAGGAGUCUCCCCGGGCUCCUGCCGUGUUGUUGCUUCUAGUAUUAGUUGGUUUCCAAUAGGAUCCAGAAACACACCUUCAGGUUUUUUGGAUACACACAGUUUUCUGAUUAGUUCCUGAUUUUGCUCGGAUGGACUCCCAAGUCCAGAAAAGACUCCAAGAAGCCUGUGCACUGGUUCACAUAAGCAUGGACAUUGUGGACUUUAGUUUAGUGUUUGAUGUGAGUCCAGUAUCCAAUAAUCUUUCGGCUGAUGUACUGAAGGAAACGUGCUGCGUUGGGUGUGUGUGUGUGUGUGUGUGUGUGUGUGUGUGUGUGUGUGUGUGUGUGUGUGUGUGUGUGAAUCCGACUGAACUGUGUAAUGACAAAUCAUGAAUAAGGAUGAGGUAAUUGAUAGUAGUGGGUUAAAAAAUAUGACAGAAAUGUCCCUUGUAUCUGAUUUUCUAUUUAAUAUUGUACUAAGUUCCCUUAUAUCUGUAAGGUAUUAAAUUGGGUGACUGUAAAUGCAAA